Molecule: messenger RNA, 4699 nt
Organism: Mus pahari (shrew mouse)
Lineage: Eukaryota; Metazoa; Chordata; Mammalia; Rodentia; Muridae
Gene: Tle4
Product: TLE family member 4, transcriptional corepressor
Exons: 20
Coding region: 768-3092 (774 amino acids)
Biological process (GO): regulation of DNA-templated transcription; negative regulation of canonical Wnt signaling pathway
Cellular component (GO): nucleus; transcription regulator complex
Molecular function (GO): transcription corepressor activity; protein binding
Source: RefSeq, a predicted model, not a curated record
GGCUACAGUAGCCGCGCGAGGACUACAUCUCCCGGGAUGCUCCUUGGGCCCUCCGCGGAUGGUCGUGAAUAUGUAUCAGAAUGUUAAUGAUUAGCUGCUGCUAAAUUUGGUCAAAGAAGUCACCUACACAGAGCGCGUUGUUAGAGCUGUUCCGAGCGGGCGUUCGGCUGUUGGCUGCCUUCUUCCCCCUCUUACACACUCGUGUAUUAUUUUGAGGUGGUGUUCGCAGAGUUUGAAAGAGAAUUUUAAAAAGCCGCAAGCGUUUCGCUCUUUUAUUUUUAUAAUCCCCUUCAAUUUGGGGCUAAAAAAACAGGAAGGAAGAAAAGGAAAUGAAAUGUGGUAAAAGAAGCUAAAAGGUGCCUUUUAAAAGAUCGUUGCUGUGAAGUGAAAAAAAUCUCCAGAGAACCCCCAAGCGCCGCGAGACCUCUUCCGAACCAAAGGAGUUUGCGCUCGCUCUCAGGGAAGAAGCGACCAUUCAUUCCGAGGAAUAGCAGCCAAUUAAAAGACAAAUAAAAAAAGUUUGGAGUGGGGCGCGAGCAGGCGGGCGGCGCUCGGCGGGCGCGGGGCUCGGCGGGCGCAGGACGGACGGUGCCCGCCGCCCUCAGUGACGCCCGCGGGGAAUGCGGAGCCGGCCGCCCGCGCCCAGCCGCCGCGCCUGCCUGCCGCCCGCGUCACGCGAGACCCGCAGGCCCGGGACGCCGCCGCGGGGCCCUCGAAGCGGAUGAGCCGCGCGCCUCUGCCUGGCGCAGCCAACUAAAGCGGCGUGGAUGAUUCGCGACCUGAGCAAGAUGUACCCGCAGACGCGCCACCCGGCACCGCAUCAGCCUGCUCAACCCUUCAAAUUUACAAUUUCAGAAUCCUGUGAUCGGAUUAAGGAAGAGUUUCAGUUUUUACAGGCUCAAUACCACAGUCUGAAGCUGGAAUGUGAGAAGCUGGCCAGCGAGAAGACAGAGAUGCAGAGGCAUUAUGUCAUGUAUUAUGAAAUGUCCUAUGGGUUGAACAUAGAAAUGCACAAGCAGGCAGAGAUUGUUAAACGACUAAAUGCUAUCUGUGCACAGGUCAUCCCUUUCCUGUCCCAAGAGCACCAGCAACAAGUGGUGCAGGCUGUGGAACGGGCCAAGCAGGUGACCAUGGCAGAACUGAACGCCAUCAUUGGGCAGCAACAACUCCAAGCUCAGCAUUUAUCACAUGGACAUGGUCUGCCUGUGCCUCUGACACCACACCCUUCAGGGCUUCAGCCCCCAGCCAUUCCACCCAUCGGUAGCAGUGCAGGACUUCUGGCCCUCUCCAGUGCACUAGGAGGUCAGUCUCACCUCCCAAUUAAGGAUGAGAAAAAGCAUCAUGACAAUGAUCACCAAAGAGACAGAGACUCCAUCAAGAGCUCUUCCGUAUCCCCAUCUGCCAGUUUCCGAGGUUCUGAGAAACAUAGGAACUCUACAGACUAUUCCUCAGAGAGCAAAAAGCAGAAAACAGAAGAAAAAGAAAUUGCAGCUCGCUAUGACAGUGAUGGUGAGAAGAGUGAUGACAACUUGGUAGUGGAUGUGUCCAAUGAGGAUCCAUCUUCCCCUCGAGGAAGCCCAGCGCAUUCCCCAAGGGAGAAUGGCCUGGACAAGACACGCCUCCUCAAGAAAGAUGCCCCCAUCAGCCCCGCUUCUGUUGCAUCUUCCAGCAGUACUCCUUCCUCCAAAUCCAAAGAGCUUAGCCUUAAUGAAAAGUCUACUACUCCUGUUUCAAAGUCCAAUACCCCUACUCCACGAACUGAUGCACCUACCCCUGGCAGUAAUUCUACUCCUGGACUUAGGCCUGUACCUGGAAAGCCACCAGGUGUGGACCCCUUAGCAUCAAGCCUGAGGACCCCGAUGGCUGUACCUUGUCCAUAUCCAACCCCCUUUGGGAUUGUGCCCCAUGCUGGGAUGAACGGAGAGCUGACCAGCCCUGGAGCCGCCUAUGCUGGGCUACACAACAUCUCCCCCCAGAUGAGUGCAGCAGCUGCAGCAGCCGCAGCAGCAGCUGCCUAUGGAAGAUCGCCUGUGGUGGGAUUUGAUCCACACCAUCACAUGCGAGUGCCAGCAAUACCUCCAAACCUAACAGGCAUUCCAGGAGGAAAACCGGCAUACUCCUUUCAUGUUAGUGCCGAUGGCCAGAUGCAGCCUGUCCCUUUUCCCCCUGAUGCCCUCAUUGGACCAGGGAUUCCCCGACACGCUCGACAGAUCAACACUCUCAACCAUGGGGAGGUGGUGUGUGCAGUGACCAUCAGCAAUCCCACAAGGCACGUGUACACAGGUGGCAAGGGCUGUGUUAAGGUCUGGGACAUCAGCCACCCUGGCAACAAGAGCCCGGUCUCUCAGUUGGACUGUCUGAACAGGGAUAACUACAUCCGUUCCUGCAGAUUGCUCCCUGAUGGUCGCACCUUAAUUGUGGGAGGGGAAGCCAGCACACUGUCCAUCUGGGACCUGGCAGCUCCAACCCCACGCAUCAAGGCAGAGCUGACGUCCUCAGCCCCUGCCUGCUAUGCUCUGGCCAUCAGCCCCGACUCUAAGGUCUGCUUCUCAUGCUGCAGCGACGGCAACAUCGCAGUGUGGGAUCUGCACAACCAGACCCUGGUGAGGCAAUUCCAGGGGCACACAGAUGGAGCCAGCUGUAUUGACAUUUCUAAUGAUGGCACCAAGCUCUGGACAGGUGGUUUAGACAACACUGUGAGGUCCUGGGACCUUCGUGAAGGGCGGCAGCUGCAGCAACAUGACUUCACCUCUCAGAUCUUUUCUUUGGGCUAUUGCCCAACUGGAGAGUGGCUUGCAGUGGGGAUGGAGAAUAGCAAUGUGGAAGUAUUGCAUGUCACCAAGCCAGACAAAUACCAGUUGCAUCUUCAUGAGAGCUGUGUGCUCUCACUCAAGUUUGCCCACUGUGGCAAAUGGUUUGUAAGCACUGGAAAGGACAACCUUCUGAAUGCUUGGAGGACACCUUAUGGGGCCAGCAUAUUCCAGUCCAAAGAAUCCUCAUCGGUGCUUAGCUGUGACAUCUCUGUGGAUGACAAGUACAUUGUCACUGGCUCUGGGGACAAGAAAGCUACAGUUUAUGAAGUUAUUUAUUAAGGACAAAUCUUCGUGCAAACUGGACUCCUCCUCAUAGCACUUUGCGCUGUUGUACUUUUCUGUUCACCCCUCUCCCAUUCUAAAACCAAGGAUUUCCAAUACUCAUUGCAGUUGUGGAGUUUAAUCCCCUUCCAUAGCCCCACUUCCUCCUUGCUAUUGAAUUGUGAAUACUCAAUAAGAACCUGUGAUACCAAAUCUUCAGCUAUCGACUUGGAAGAACAAGGAAUACCUAACAGUGAAUGGAAUCUUUAAUUAUGUAUUAUAUCUGUAAUAUAUUUAUUUUGUUUAAAGAAGGCUUUCUAACAAUGACUGACUAAAUAAAGCUGUCCGCUCCUGCAUUGAUAAUGAAGGUGCAUUGUAUUUGAUGCUCCACCCCUCCCUUUUGGUAAGGGAGGGGAAAGGAAGGUUUAAAAUAACUGAUUUAAAUGUCACUAAAUGUAGACUAUUGACUGUAUAGAGAUGUGAAAUGUAUAAUUACACACGGAAGCAAUAUGUUGCUGUGUUGUUAUGAGGUUGUUUUGUUUUAUUUUCUACUUAUGUUAAAAACAUUUGGAAAUUUGGCUGUUUGAACAAGUAGAAUAUAACAGGCCAAGUAAUAUUCCUUUGAGUCUAUUUGGGCAACUUUAACCAAUAUGUCUGUAACUUUAGAUUACAUUCAACAAAAAUAAUUAGAUGUUUUUCUUUUUUCUUUUUUACUUGUUGACAAGUAUCUUUGUAAUAUGUUUUUAAUUCCUUUUUUAUUGUAUUAUAGACAGAUCAAAAAUUAAAUUGGGCCUCAAAGAGAGAACUUAAUUUCUUCUAAAUAUUUUUGCCAAAUUUCCUGGCAGAGGAAACUGUGUGUCUCUGGGCAGUUGUGAUGCUGUGAGACAUGGCAGGCUCUUUUAUGUCAUGCUCUUUAGGAGCUGUAGGUACGGGAGGACUGCUUGUCUACCGCUGUUCAAAGCAAGUCUUACACACACACACACACACACACACAAAGGCCAGCAGAGGAGUAUUUACAGAGCCCACCCUCUGAAAGCCACAAAGAAGAAACUCUCCCGGGAUGAUGGCUUGCUUUAUUUACCUCUGGUUCUUUCCAUGUCUUAGUUGGAUGUCCCUGUAAAGGACACAGGCUGUGCCAUUGUGCCAGAAACAUUGUGUUAUCUUUUAUGUUGUUGUUGUUGUUGCUGUUAAACUAUAACAUGUGACUCCUUUUUUAUUAUUAUUUUUUGUUUGAAUGCUUUAAAAAGAUCUUUUAAGUCUGUGGAUCUGCUGAUGUACAGUGCCUUUGCUGCUAUGGAUCAAAAUCAAGAACUGUGUAGAUAAACUUUAUUGUAUAAGUAGAAAAAUCACUUAAUUUCAUACUAGAAAUGGAUGGAUGCUGCAAGUUGAAAUGGACUGUCAUUGACGUUCUUUGUGUGGUAGCAAAAAAAAAAUGGUGUCUUAAGUGCUUAGUGUUUGAUGUCAUUAACAGUUUCAUAAAACUCUACAGUGUAGAAAGAUUUUGAUACUAAACUGUGCAUUGUACAUAGUUCUAACGCAUUGUAUUGGCCACCAGUGCUUCUAUGAUGGUAGAUUGUUUGUGCAUUCAGACUUUUAAGCAUUAAACAUAAAUAACUUCUAGAAUG